Molecule: messenger RNA, 2275 nt
Organism: Rhopalosiphum maidis (corn leaf aphid)
Lineage: Eukaryota; Metazoa; Arthropoda; Insecta; Hemiptera; Aphididae
Product: dual specificity protein kinase splB-like
Exons: 3
Coding region: 72-2195 (707 amino acids)
Cellular component (GO): extracellular matrix
Source: RefSeq, a predicted model, not a curated record
GUAUGAUUGGUGGUCACUGAUGAUAAUUUAGUUAAUAAUACAAAAUUUUGAUUUAAGCUUGAAAAAUUAAAAUGUAUGCAAUGAAACGGAGUUGGAUAGUAUUGAUGACUAUAUUACAGGUGGUAACGUUAACGACAUUAACAGCGACAUCGAUAAAUUCAGCCGGAACCACUAAUUACCGUCAAGUUAAAAUUCACGGCAGAGCUUUAGACCAUCGCGGUGAUCAGCAACAGAUGCAAGCACAGGUACCCACGAAUAGAACAUUUACUGGGACCAGGUCGAGACAACCCAAAACCCAAAAAAGUGUAGAUAAUCGCAGACCGUCAUUGACUGUCAGCGCUUCGGUCCAACGACAUCAACAACAACGAAAAUACGACGACAGUGCGUUAUCAUACUUGGACUGGACACCGAUUGUGCAGCAUAAGGAAUCACUGGAAACCGUUAUACCGUCUACUAUAAACGGUCGACGAGAUUAUCAGCAGCAGCGACAGGUACGUCAACCAGAUGCAAUUGUUACAUUCGUAACGUCUCCGCCGCCGACGACGACGGUGCUCUACAAAAAUAAUCUACGUCCAACAACUCACGUUCAACAUUUCGACGACGAAAGAGAUAAAUUCCAGAGUGGUAAUCAUUAUCAAUACGUGAACGCCAGUGAGUUACCCGAAGGAAAUAACAAACGUCAUAAUGUAACGCGUUUCAUUACUAACUAUGCCUACGGAGCAGUUAACGAGUACCGUAAAAAUUCGGACUUUGGGUUUCACGACAAAACGCAGGAUAAGAACAAGCCCAGUCAUCGACACAGCUACAACAAUGGUGCGUACACGACCAAAGAACAAAACAAACAUUCCACUCUGCAAGACGUGUACAACGGAAACGUGCAGUCCGGCGAGGAGAAAGAUACCGUACGACAGCCUCAAAGUUAUGAUUCAGAUUUCGAGCAUAACUUCCAACGCUAUGCAGCUCACCAAUUCGUGAACACUGAUGUGCUACAACCGGACGACGAAAAUAAAUACAAUAAUCAGAUUGCCGACAUAAGAUUACUCAACCAAAAUCAUAGGAAGAAUCAGAAUAUUUUUAAUUUACUCAAGAAUGAAACAAAAAGUGACGUCCUUCACGAUUACCCGAAAAACAUCACCACCACUGCCGCGAAUGUGAUAGUAUCAAUUGAACACGAAAAUAAUCACACCGAGGCACAUAAUAUAUAUAACACGGACGCAGCCAACAUGGCAAACGAACAACGUCUAAAUAAUAAUAACGAGGAUGUCGACGAUGAGAAUAAUGACUUUUAUCGUGAUGAUGACAACUAUGACCUGCAACAACACGUAUUUACGAACGUGAUAGUCGACGAAUGGGGAAAUAACGCCCAUCAUACAAUCGUCGACACAGAUUCAAAAGCCCAAAAACACGAAGAUGAUAGAAAAUUUGAAAAUUUGAAAUUCGACCAAGGCGUACCUAAGCAGCGCAUGAGCAGCAAUCAGUACGUAAACACGGACGUAACGGCUGCAAAAUUUGAGACGGACAGCAUAGCAACAUAUAAACGACAAAGUCAAAAUGACGAGCGGGAAAAAAUCGAACACCAACGUCGUCGAAAGCCAUCUGUCAUCGGUGGUACCGAAAUAAAUCCAACAAUUCUAACGACGGCAUCGCCUCGACAAUUACGACGCAAAGUACAACCGUCGGUUCAGACUCGCCGACCUGCUGUCGACGACGAAACAAGUAGUGAGAUGUUGUACGAUAGUCAAAACGUUUUCGGACGAAAAUAUAACCGUGACAAUCAUGGACAUAUCAUAACACCGAGCGACAUACAACCAACGGCGACAUACACUUCGAGAGUUCCCGUAGUAAUAGAGGACGUAAUAGACGGUGAUAACGAUAACAGCGCGGCCGUAGAAGAACUAAAACAGCCCGAGCAAGGCCGUUACGGUUUUGGGUACUCCGUAUUGGACGAAAACGUAGGAAUGGAUUUUGGCCAAUGGGAACGUCGCGAACCAGGUCGUACCGGUACCGUGACCGGACUAUACCGGGUUCGGUUACCGGACGGCCGGACGCAGACAGUCGAAUAUACCGUCGGCCCGGCUACCGGUUACAGGGCGUCCGUUACUUACGAGGGCGUCCAACGUCAUCCAACUGCGGUCCUACUGCCACUUGUCGAACGAAACGACUCAAAGGGCGCCGAAACACGAUCACCUGAAUAAAAAUAUUAUUUACAUAUUUAUAUUUUACAACUAUAAUUUUAAUUUAUUAAACAAAUUAAACUACUUAUUUUUAAGAAUAA